GACCGUUCGAUGCCGCCAGCGAUGAGCGACAAACGAUAGGCCGGGCGAUUGUCGAACCCAGCUCGGCCUAUCGAUUGGCUGAACCGCCGUGGGGAUGAGAGCGGCCUCGAACCAUGCCCAAGAACUUCUACAAGGUGCUGGGCCUUCGUCCCGCAGCCAGUGAGCUCGAGAUCCGCAGGGCCUACCUCAGGCUGGCGCUGCGCUACCAUCCGGACGGCAACCAGGACUGCCACCCGAGGCGCUUCGCGCAGCUGGCCGAGGCCUUCGAGGUGCUGUCGGACAGGCGGAAGCGCAGCCGGUACGACGCCCUGGGCGAGGAGGGUCUCCGCCGGGCGGGCCACCAGUUCCACGGUGAUCCGCACGCCACCUACGCUCGGUUCGUGCGCUCCAGAGGUGUGUCCAUCGAGUCCUCCGCGUCCUACGAGUCCUCCGAGAGCACGGUCCAGGUCCCGACCGACGACUUCGCAUCGGUCUCGGGGAGGAGCCGGCUUCCCAAGAACAGGACCAUAGAGCACGUGCUUCUGAUCACUCUGGAGGACAUUGCCAUGGGGGCCAUCCUGAGCCUGAAGAUCUUGCAGCGCAGGAUGUCCGCCAGCGGGCUGAUGACUCGACAGGUCAAAAAGCUCAACGUUGACAUCCGCCCGGGGUGGAAGGCAGGCACCCGGAUCACCUUCCCCGACGAGGGCGACGAGGAGCCCGACCGGCGGCCCGGCGACGUGGUGUUCGUGCUGCGGGAGAAGCCACACCCCAUCUUCCGCCGCCAGGGCUGCGACCUGCGAUACACGGCCCGCAUCACGCUGAAGCAGGCGCUGAGUGGUGCCCACUUGCAAGUGCCAACGCUGCUGGGCGAGCCACUGCUGCUCUGCACCAAGGGUGAGGUCAUCACCCCCGAGUCCACGCGCCGCUUCCCGGACCAGGGACUGCCCCAUGAAGUCAACAGUUCGCGCCGCGGCGACCUCGUCGUCGCUUUCUCCAUCGAGUUCCCCAAAAAAGUGUCACAGACGUUGAUAUCCUCGCUCUAGUUGAAAUAGGUGUGUAGAGGCAUUAAAGCAAUCCACCAAAGAGACGGCUGGGUACAGUAAA
Molecule: messenger RNA, 1083 nt
Organism: Drosophila biarmipes
Lineage: Eukaryota; Metazoa; Arthropoda; Insecta; Diptera; Drosophilidae
Product: dnaJ protein homolog 1
Exons: 2
Coding region: 114-1022 (302 amino acids)
Biological process (GO): negative regulation of transcription by RNA polymerase II
Cellular component (GO): cytosol
Molecular function (GO): protein-folding chaperone binding
Source: RefSeq, a predicted model, not a curated record